AUGGCGACUUCGUCCGUAAUCGAGAAACUUCCUCUUCAUUCUGCAGCUAAAGAAAAUGACCUAGUUAAACUCAAGCAACUCUUACUCGAUGGAAAUUCUCAUACAGUUAAUCUUCGGGAUCAGCGCGGUAGGACGCCACUUCACUGUCUUUUAGAUUCCCCUGCCUUUACUGAUUUGGACGAAGUAAAGAGAGGAAUUCAAAUCCUGUUAGACAACGGAGCGGAUAUCAACAUCCAAAACAAACAUGGAGAGACGCCUCUUCAUACAGUGGUUCAGAUCUAUUUGGAAUUUAUUCCAGAAAUUAUUCGGUAUGUAUUGACUCAUAGCCAAAGUUACGUGAUGGAGGCACAGGAUGAGGACGGAUACUCAUUAUUUCACUUGUUUAUGUCCGACUUCAGUGACCAUGUCAAAGAAAACAAAAUAUACCAUCAAAUAUUGAAAGAAAAAGAAGAAUUUAUUCAAGCAUUACUUCGGGGAGAAAUUCUGAAAUUUAAUUUUUCUGCGCUUUUAAAUCAAAAAGAGCGCAAUGGGUAUUCGGCAUUCUACACCUAUAUUGGAAAUUCUACCUGUGCCACAGAUACUGUACAAUUAAUGAUCAGUUGCGGAGCUGAUGUAAACACUUCUUCUGAAAUAGGAACCACACCCCUUAUGGAGUCGGUGUUAAGAAGACGGAGGGAUAUUGUAGAAAUUCUUCUAAAGGCAGGAGCAAACCCAAACCAAACAGACAUAUUCGGCCAAAGUUGCAUUUUUCGUGUCUAUACUAACGAUUGUUUUGACUUGCUGAAUCAAUAUGGCGCCAAUUUCAAAAUAAAAGAUAAAUUUGGAAGAAGCCCGAUUACAAAUGUUGAACUUUACAUUUCAGAAGACCUACCUCAUUCAAACAUUGUCCUCUCGCAAAACUUUUCUAAAUAUCCACCUUUAUAUGAGAAGUUUCUAGAAGUUGGAAUGAAUUCCAACGAAGUUGACAAGCAUGGUUCUUCUCUUCUUCACUAUGGUGCAUGGCAUGGAGAUUCCAGAAUGAUCAAAGCUUUAAUAGAGCAUGGUUCAGAUUUGAAUAUUUUGGAUAACAGUGGCAACACACCUUUGGAUUUAGCAAAGCAUGUGAGAAAUGAGAAUGUUUAUAGCUUAUUUGGUGAAACAAAUGAGGAGGUUAAUCAAAAUAACAAUGAAACAAAAUAUUGUAGAUUUAUCAUAAAUGAAGCUGAAACAAACAAAAUGGAGACUGUGCUGAAUGAGUAUUUAGGAAUCAAUGAUGAUCCCGCUUGCCUGGUGAUGUCACUAGUGAAAUCUCCGAGGUUAGGAAUGACGGAAAUAAGACCAGAAGUUAGAGAAAUUAAAGCAGAAGUAACAUGCCUAAUGCAAAGAAUAGCAAGUGUUGUUGGAAGAUUGAAUCCACUUUUUUCCUGUACAGUUUAUCCAACAGGUAGUUCGUCAGAGGGUACAAAAGUAGGAGACCCAGACGAAUUCGAUUUUGUGUUCUGCUUGGAGGAAUUUUCAAAAUAUUGCGUUCCGCAUCAAGAUGAUGAUAUUUUAAAUAGUGGGUUUGUAAGUUUGAAGAUUCAGUCAGGAGAAGGUAUGGAAAAGUUUGAAGCAUUUCUUGAUGAAUCAACUCUUUCAGCAGAACUUGAUCGCGGAACCUUCCAAGAUUUGAUUACUUCUGCUCUUAACACCCCGGAUAUUUGGACAUCCAAACACUUGUAUUUCGAUGGUCUUCUUGGGUAUCCCAUGGAUAAACCAGUUUUAAAGUUAGAACUCCAUUGGUUUGGUCCCAUUAUGAAGCACGUAAGAGUCAGUGUAGAUAUUGUCCCUGCUGUUGAGAUAAAGCAUUGGAAACCCAUUGAAUUAACUGACAAAAAGGUUGCGUGUUCUAUUGAGGACCAGUAUUUGUUACUAUUCCAUUCACCAGAACGCUGUCAAUGGGACGACAAAGACGAUGAGCAUUUAGUGAGAAUUUCUAGCUCUCUGAUGGAAAAAUGCUUUCUAAAAAGUCUUCCUAAGAUCUGUACUGAAAGUUACGCGACAGCGAAAAUUCUAAAAAGCAUCAAUUUUCCCCCUAAGGUUCAGUUCAAUGAGGAGGUAGAUAUGGAAAAGAUAACAACAUCAGAAUUAAGAUUGCUGCAGCAGACAGAUUCAACUUCGACCAGUGAAUUGGAAGGUCAACAUAAAAAAGAGAAGGAAAACAAUGUGAGCGACAAUGAUUAUGAUAAUGAAGGUAUGCAAAACAAACAACCGUCUAAUCAAGUUCUGACAGUUCAAGUUUCACAGGACAUUUCGAAUGCUGAAGAGCAAUCUGUGAGUAUUGUGAAUAAAGCACAAACCUUUGACAACAACCCUGUCCUACCAUGGAUGAUGGAUAUUGAUGAAACUUAUAAGGUACGAAAGAUAUUUACACCAAAAGAAAACAAUAAAUCGAAGAAAAAAGUAUAUUUAGAUGAACAAAUGGGAAUGACCUGUACAACGUCAGUUUUUGAAAAAGACAGACAUAAAUUGAUUUGUUUCAAACCCAUGGAAUGUGGGCAGGAUUCAAAUAAUCUGAAUAAUCAUGUUAUACAAUCGGAAGAAAAACAGGUGGGUGGACAGUCAACAUACAGUCUCAACACAGAACAAGACCGUGAUUUAAAGCUCGACUUAGGUUUUCCUGAUAAGAACAUCGGCAAAAAUAUCGAUCGUAAUGGCAGCACUGAAGACAAUACAAAUGAUAGCAUCAAAAGUACAAAUGAUAAUACUGACGAAGAAGACGUAGAUAGCGAGGAAGGUUCUGAGGACAUGGAAGAUGAUUCGUCAUGUGAAACUGAGUGGGAAGGAGGUGAUGUCGCAUAUGCGUCAGAUGAAAUUUCGAGCUACAUGUUGAAAAUGUGUUUAUUUCAUGUUGUACAUGAAGUAAAAAACAAAACCGGUGAUAUGCCUACUUUUACUCUUUUGGAACUGACCAUAAAGAUUUACGAGAAGCUGCUGACAUUCGCUAAGGAAGGCCGUUUGCCUUCUUUUUUUCUUCCUUUUCUUGACGUUUUCACAUACGUUAACACUUAUAUAAAAGUAAUACCAGAAGAAGAUUUAGAAACUCUAACUAAGCAACAGUGUUCACGAAUUCAAGCCUUCUGUAAGGUUAUUCUUGGAAUACUUAAGCAAAACCGUGCAGGCGAAGUUACAUUGUACCAUAGGUAAUAGGUGUUGUGUAAUAUUUUUAAAAAGGACUACGAGCUCCACCUUUAUGUAUAAUUUAUAUCUUCCGUUGUGUAAACAACCCUUUAUGUAUGAAAGAGUAUGU
Molecule: messenger RNA, 3268 nt
Organism: Saccostrea echinata
Lineage: Eukaryota; Metazoa; Mollusca; Bivalvia; Ostreida; Ostreidae
Exons: 1
Coding region: 1-3165 (1054 amino acids)
Molecular function (GO): protein binding
Source: RefSeq, a predicted model, not a curated record